This is a messenger RNA of Sodiomyces alkalinus F11, 1026 nucleotides long. RefSeq lists its product as hypothetical. Lineage: Eukaryota; Fungi; Ascomycota; Sordariomycetes; Glomerellales; Plectosphaerellaceae. The coding region runs from base 197 to 844 and encodes 215 amino acids. The transcript is spliced from 4 exons. The record is from RefSeq and is a predicted model, not a curated record.
CUGUAAAGUAACCAGCUAAAAAGGGGGACGACCCCUCAUUCUCUCCUCGGUCCGUCGUUCAUCAUCGUCCGUCGUCGUCUUGUCCUGCUCUUCCGCCCUCGCAACCAGCUUUACACAACGAAUAGAUCCCUCCCAACUCGAACGAAACCUUGACUACGAACCCACCGUUCAAUUCAGCAUCUCAACCACAGUCACGAUGGACAAGCUCUUCAGCACAGCAAAGGACUUUCUCCAGGAACAGACCGACAAGGACGACAACAAGCAGCAGCAGCAGCAGCAGCAGCCCCCCCAACCUCAGGCGCUCCCUGGCGGGAACAAGGGCACCGGAGGCUCGUACCCGAUCCCCGGGGGUGACGACGACGAUUUCCGCUCCGCCGCCACCGAAGCUGCGCGUCAAGCCGGGUCGCAUGGCGACAGGGACCUCUUUUCCAACGUCCUCGGCACGCUAGGCCAGAAGAAGGCCCAGGUCGAGAAGGAAGACGUUGACGAGAAUGACAUCCUCACCAUGUACAAGAAAUUCGCCGGCGGCGAGGCCGGCGCCAAGGAACAAGCCGACGAAAAGUCCCUCGGCGCCGCCGCCGCCAUGCAGGCCCUCAAGCGCUUCAACAGCGGCGAGGUCAAGGGCCAGAAGGACACCCAGGGCGGCUUCCUCGCCCUUGCCAUGGCCGAGGGCAGCAAGCUCUUCGACGACAGCGCCAAGGACGGCCGCGUCAAGCAGGGCACCACCAAGGAGGGCGUCAUCCAGCAGGCCGGCGAGAUGGCCCUCAAGCUCUUCUUCAAGAGCCAGGUCAAGCAGGGCGGUGCCGGCGGGCUGGUCGACAUGGCCUCCAAGUUUUUGAAGUGAUUUUGCUUGAGGGAGUGAGGGAGUGAGGGAGUGAGGGAGUGAGGGAGUGAGUGAGUGAGUGAGAGAGUUGAAUAUAUAAAGUUUCUUUUUAAACGUUUUAAAUAUCAAAUGUCCGACCCAUGGCAUAUAUAUACAAUUAUCCGCCGCAUUCAUUCCAUAAUGUAAUGCCAAAAAAAAAAAAA